AUGAGUGAUGAUGAGGAUUAAUAUAACUAUUAAAAUGAUUCAGAAGAAUUCAACCAAAUAAACUCUUGGCAAGAAAACUUGAAAUUAGAUAUGGUGGAGAUCUUGGAGAUGAAGGAUGUCAUGUUAGUGAUAAUGAAAGAAGUGCAAGAACUCUCAGAGAUCUUGUAUUUCGAUGAAGACAACACUUUCGAAUUGCUCAUGCACUACAAUUGGAAUAAAGACGACAUCACUUAAAAAUAUUACUCUGCUUCAGAAAAGUUGUUGACUGAAUUCAAAGCUAAUGGAAUUAUAAACGAUCACUAAAAUGUUAUUUAUAAUGGACUUCAGGGAUGUUGUACAGUUUGUUUUUGCUAAGAGCAAUUGAUUCUAUUAGGGUGUAAACAUAUGUUUUGUGAAUCCUGCAUAAAACAGACCAUAAUGCAAAGAGUGUAAAAAGAUAAGUUUCUCUUUGUCAGGUGUUUAUUUAAUGGUUGCAAUUACAAACUGCCUUUUUCGAUGAUUAGAAAAUUCUCAAAUUAGAAGGAAUUCGAAGAUCUGCUCUGUAGAAAAUUUGUAGAAUGCUCAAGAUAUUUGGCAUAUUGUCCUGCUGUUAAUUGCAACAAGAUUAUAAAACCUAAAUUCACAUCAACUAAAGAAGUGACUUGCCUCUGUUAAACAAAGUUCUGUUUCUAUUGUAAAGAGGAACUGCAUCCUCCAUGUCCUUGUGAUUUGGUUAAAAAAUGGCUUGUAGUACUCAAAAACGAUUAAGCCAAUUAAGAUUGGAUUAGGCUUAAUACAAAACAAUGUCCUUUUUGCAAAUAAUUUGUUGAAAGAUCUUUUGGGUGCAAUUACAUGUUAUGUAAACCUCCAGGAGGAUGUGCAAAUGCUUUUUGCUAUGUUUGUUCUAAACCUUGGAAACCAGAUCACAAAGAUCAUUAUAAGUGCAACUAGUAUGUACCACCCAAAGACAAUACAGAAUUGGAGAAAGAUUUAAUAGAAAGAUGUAAUUUCUAUUCGAAAGGAUAUCUAAUUUAAGCAGCUGCAGGAUAAAAAGCCCAGGAGUCAUUGAAAAAAAUUAGAGAUUACUACAUCCAUUAAAUAUUUAUGUAUUUUGGCUUCGAUAUGCAUGACACUCAAUUCUUGGAAGAAGUCAUGGCAGAACUAAUCUAAUCUAGAGUUAUAUUAAAAUGGUCUUAUUGUUUGUCCUACUAUAUCUCUCAUAAGAACCAAUAGUCAUCCAAAUUGUUAGAUCAUUAUCAGUAGCUCUUUGAACAUGCCUGUGAAUCGUUAGCUAUCUCAUUGAUGAAAAUGUUUAAUCGAAUUGAAAAACUAAAUGUAGAAAUACAUACUACACCCAUGCACGAUUUAAAAAAAUAGUUUAUGAAACUUAAGGACACAAUUCAAAAUGCAUCAUCAAAAUGCUAAAAAAUGAGAUUAAAUCUAGAAUCAGCAGUCUAUUAAGGAGAUAUUAUUGUGUGA
Paramecium tetraurelia is the source of this 1458-nucleotide messenger RNA. RefSeq lists its product as uncharacterized. NCBI's taxonomy places the organism in Eukaryota, Ciliophora, Oligohymenophorea, Peniculida, Parameciidae. Gene Ontology annotation, cellular component: cytoplasm; ubiquitin ligase complex. Gene Ontology annotation, biological process: protein polyubiquitination; ubiquitin-dependent protein catabolic process; positive regulation of proteasomal ubiquitin-dependent protein catabolic process. Gene Ontology annotation, molecular function: zinc ion binding; ubiquitin protein ligase activity; ubiquitin conjugating enzyme binding. The record is from RefSeq and is a predicted model, not a curated record. The transcript has 4 exons.